CGAGGAGGAUCAGCGGUGUGAGGGCUGCGAGGAGGACAGGGCGUGUACCACGUGAGAAGCGUGUUCAGAGGCUGGCUGGGUGGGAGGAGAAUGUCCAUGGGAUUGGCACAGGUCUCGAACAUGGGGCUGCUGGGGCAGUCGCGCAGCAGAUCCUGACGCUCAGCGGAUCGUCCCUCAGGUGUCAGCUCCCAACAGCAGGGAAGGAAGCCUGCGGCGGACCCAGAGGAGACCGGCGCCAACCUCCCCGGGCUCCGAUGCACAGGCCCAGAGCCCAUCAAUCCUAAGCCAGCCCCGCCCUCCGGGCUGCGUUCAUCCGGCGGCGCAGGAACUUCCUGCGCGGUUGCUAUGGUUCCGAGGGCAGAACGAUGCGAGGCAGUCCUGUACUAUGGGAGGCUGCCCUGUACGGAAAAGAAGAAGAAAUGGCAGUAAAGAGGGCAAUCAUCAUUCUGCCCAGCCCAAAAGGAAUAAGAGAAACCCUAUCUUUCAGGAUUCUCAAGAUACAGAGUUCUCAUGGAGUGAUAAUGAAAGGAGCAGCAGCUGCAUUAAUAUCCCAGAGAGAGCAAGUGGACCAGAAGGCAACUUAAACCAGAUUGUUACUGAACCCAAUGCAAACAUUCCCCAGUUCUUGCAUGAGGGGUAUGUACCAUGCCAAGGUCUUUACUCCCACAUCAACCAGACCUUGAAGGAGGCUCACUUCAACAGCCUGCAGCAGCGAGGACGACCUCCAACAUUAUGAACUAGGACUUCCUUAUUCCAACGUAAACUGUGUUUAUGAAAGCAAUUGCAUACACACCAAAAAAGUCUAUUGGUUUUUAAGUCUACAUUUUAAAUAACAAGUUAAUGGGCAGUUGUUUAAUUGGGGUUUUACUGCACUGUUGCAGUUUUAAAGGGUCUGUGAAGAAUUUUUUAUGAAAUUUUUAUUUUUAUUUUACUCUUUCUACAUGGAGUUUUCAAGUUGGGUGUCAAAUUCAUGUUAAGGUAGCAAUAUGAGGAAACUUCUCCUGUGCAUUGAAGCCAUAUGUCCAAUUCAGAUUGAUUUCCAGAUCCAUCAAUUAGAAACUCUAUGUUAAACAUCUUUUUAAAAUACAAGUAAGUCUUCAUUUUAAAAACCACAAUAGCCUAGUAAAGAGUAUGUAGCUUUCAUUUAAAAAAACAAACAAAAAAUCCACACUCAAAAUACUGUAAGUUAGUAUUCCCAAAUAUGCAAAGCCAGAUUCAGUCUUGCACUGAAAUGAACUGCCAUACUCCCCUCAGAAGGUAGAUAUUCUAUUGAAAUUGCUCUCUACUUGUAAUGGCAACAAUCAGACCCAGUUUAGACUAUGAACGUGAAAACCUCUCUCUAAUAACUGUCUCUACACUUUGUAUUUCCAGGGAGAAUGUUUCUAAGGUUCUUGUAUACUUAGAUACCUUCUGUAUCAUUUAUCCUCUAGAGUGUGCACUUCAGACUUAGUAGGAAACACUUCUCAAUUCUGUCAGAUAAGAAAUAUGUAAUUACAUUUUGUCUUAAAUGAAAAUUUAUUACAUUAGCACAUUAUGUGAUCUCAUAAUUCCAUCUAUUAUGUAUAGAGUAAAUGUUAAUACAGUGUAAGCUUCUAAACUGAUGUUUAAAGUAACAAGAAUUGUGGAAGUGGGUUGGAGAACUGCCCACUUUAUGCUACACGGACCCUUUCAUAGAGAUAAGGGGGCUAGCUUCCAUUAUUAAAAUUGCGAAGAUUCGCAUGGCUUAGAAACAAUAAGCUGAGAUGCCAUUAGAAGAAAUAGGCAGUAAUAUUGAUUUAGAGAUGGGGGGAUCCCCAUGUUUUAGUCAUACUAAAGAACCAACCAAAUUUGAAUAGGGAAUUCAUAGAUGUGCUUCCUCAGUGGUGAGCUGUGAGAACAAUGGACCAGGAUGCAUCAGGUUGUCUGCCCUGGAGUAUGCAAGGUGUACAACCUGUUGGUAGAUUUAAACAAAAAUGCUUUAGAGUCUAACAGUCCUCUCCUCCCUAGUCACAUUCUCUUUUGCACUAUAUUUGGAGGUCCACAGAGUGGAAACUAGCAGAUCUGUGAACUAUGGAUAGCUCUACAAAGAGGUGUUUGCCAAUUGGCAAGGUUUGGAAAAGAUGUAAGGUAACAGUUUUACUUAAAGAAGAAUGAGAUUUUAUUAAAUGACAGAAUUAACGUAUGAAAAUGAACACUAUCCUAGGAAAAUAAUACAUACAUACACACACACACACACACACAAUUUUCAUGGUUGUUUCCUUGAAUAUGGGUAGGAUUUUAAGGAAGAUACUUGUAGUAGAAUUUUAGUGUUACGGAGAAAAAAUUACAACACUAUAUUGGCCCCAACCUUAGGGAGUAGGCAUGAGUCAAUUAUUUCUCAAUUAGAUGGUUUGAGUAAGAACAUUUUUUCUAUGGCCAGUGCUUCCAAAGUCAAUUCCAGAUGUAUGUGAGAAGAAAUUUGAAUUCUAAAAGGUUUUAUGGCAGAAAACAGAGAAAGAAUACCUGGCCACCAGUUUCUCUAACAAUAAAGUGAGCAACUAAACACUAAAGAAGAUGAAAUAUUUGAACUUUCAACCCACAUGUACACAACAGGAUUCAGAAAUACCUAGGAAGAAUUUUGCGGGCUUAAAUACACAGCAUCCUACUGAAAGAAAGUGUCUGUUAAAAACACAGUGUAGUUGAAAAGCUGAGAAAGCAAAUUUCCAUUCAUUCCCCCUAUUUAAAAAUAUGAAAGAUAGAACUAUCACCACAACAAAGCACUAUUUUUUCAAAGUAAAAAAAAAAAAAAAGACAUAAUAAAGCAAUUACAUACACACAGAAAAAGUGUUGGCUUUUCAGUCUCUAUGACUUUUCAGUACUUAUUUGAACUAAGUAAGCACAGUCUUAUUCCGGAGUGGUCAGUGUAAAUCUCGUGUCCUAGUAAAUACAAUAUGCAAUCUCUGUCCUGUCUUUUGCAGAUUGUGUAAACCUGUUCAUGUCAUAAACUGGUUUAUGUCCUUUGGUCCUGAAAUAAAACUCAAUACUUCACAGCAGGGAAGGAACCAGGCUGUUUAAAACUAAUUAUCUCCACUAUGAAGGAGAAGUAUUUUCAAGGAAUAUCAGAAGAAAGUAGAAAGUGAGAGGAGGUUCCAGCUGAGCUUCCAGAGUCGAGUAGGGGCUCAGAAAGCUGUGAAACUCAUCAUUUCCUGCAUCAGGACUUACUUUGGUCCUGGAUGAAUAGUAUUGAAGAUACAUGCUUAAAAUAUUCCUAACAUCAGAAUUUGUGCCUGUGUUUCCUUCCCCAAGAAAGCUAUAAACAGCAAAAAUUUUGUUGUAAGCUUCCCUGUGUCCUCUCUCUCUCCCUUCCCCCUCCCCUGAAACUAAAAGGAAUGUUAAAAGCCCCUUUUUCUGUGACCAGCAGACCUUAUCUAUGUUCCCAAUUCCAAUUCCUUGUAAACACAAUAUGUAAAAUCCUGUGAGAUCCUGUCUCCUUUGUCAUGCCACUGCAAGGUUAUAAGUAGAUAAAACUUAAGUUACAAUUCCGGUUUGCCUCAAGAUCUGAGUCAUGUUAAUUGUCUUUGUUUCUCGCUCUGGUAACAUGUUCCUGCCGCACAUAUUUCCCGCCUUAAAGAGUUUAAAGGGUGUUCAAAAAAUCUAACACUGGCUACCCGCUUGGUACCCCUUCUACGCUGUGGAAGCUUUGUAUGGUCACUCUGCUUAAUAAAGCCUACAGCUUGUU
Messenger RNA from Rhinopithecus roxellana (golden snub-nosed monkey), 3697 nucleotides. It is a transcript of the gene VCF2, whose product is annotated as family with sequence similarity 104 member B. The record is from RefSeq and is a predicted model, not a curated record. The transcript is spliced from 3 exons. Lineage: Eukaryota; Metazoa; Chordata; Mammalia; Primates; Cercopithecidae. Bases 386 to 736 code for a protein of 116 amino acids.